UUUUAACUUCUCCAGAGUCCCAUCACUUGUGCGUGUAUAAAACCAUAAGAUUUUCUCUGUCUCCUCCAUUCUACUUGCUGUUGAUCUGAAAUGACGUCGUUUCAGCAAGCGGAUGACGACGGAGGAACCUCUGAUAUCAGUACAAGCGCCGGUGAUCCUGGAGAACACGAAGCUCGUGACAUCAAUGGAGUCUCCAAGAUAUCAACGAUAGAUGAAACGGGGGCGUUUCAGAUUAUUCCGUUGAAAGAAGAGCCGGAUGAAUCCGACCCGGAGGAUAAGCCUCAUCCGCCUGGCUGGCCUCGGUCUAUACCGGUUGCGAUGCAGAUGCCAAUGUCAAUUCCUCUGCCGGUCACGCAAGCUAAACGGUCGUCCACCAAGGACCGCCACACGAAAGUCGAGGGCCGUGGACGGAGGAUCCGAAUACCCGCCACAUGCGCCGCGCGUAUUUUUCAACUGACCCGGGAAUUAGGCCACAAGUCCGACGGCGAAACCGUCCGGUGGCUCCUUGAGCACGCUGAGCAGGCAAUAAUUGAAGCCACCGGCACCGGGACUGUCCCUGCAAUCGCAGUAUCCGUGGGUGGGACCCUCAAGAUACCCACCACCCCAGGUGUCAGCACUUCAACAACAAACGAGACGGUGAAGAAACGAAAACGCCCUUCAACCAGCGAAUUCUAUGAUUUAAACGACGCACCAGCCUCGAUCACGCAGCAGUCUUCUCGGCUGGCCCCAGUAACCCCCACUGCCCAAAUUGCUGCAGCGACAGCGCAGGGUCUGGUCCCAGCGUGGGCUGUGGGUAAUACAGGAAUGGUGGUACCCGCCAACGCAUUCUGGAUGAUCCAACAACCCACCGCUGCAGCAAUAGCUUCUGGAACUCCAACAUUUGUGGCUGCGCCCACUUCCAACCCGCUGCAGCCGCAGAUGUGGGCCUUGUCACCAUCUAUAACGCCUGUGUUCAACCUGGCUGCGGCAAGGCCCUUAUCCUCCUUUAUAGCGUCAACAAAUCAACCAAAUAACGGACAGGGUGCGGUGGAGCCUGCAAUGAGUAGCGGAUUGUCAAAUUCGGCGGUGACAACGAGUACAGUUGGAGCUACGGUGGCAAAGAAGUCAACCAUGGCACCAAUCUUGAGUUCUAGUGGUAGUGGUAAGGCCAAAAUAUUAAAAGAUUUUUCAUUGGAGAUGUAUGACAAGCAAGAAUUGCUGUUCGUGGGUCGCUCUGGAAAUCAACAAGCACAAGCUUCCAAGCCAUGAAUUUAAAUUUAGAGGUGAUAGAAAUUGUACUUGAACUGAUAAUCCAAUCAAAUUAUAAACUGUUCAAUAAUAUUUCUCUGAAGCUGUUUUUUUGGUUUAAAA
Tripterygium wilfordii is the source of this 1350-nucleotide messenger RNA. Its product is annotated as transcription factor TCP19-like. The record is from RefSeq and is a predicted model, not a curated record. Bases 91 to 1248 code for a protein of 385 amino acids. Gene Ontology annotation, molecular function: sequence-specific DNA binding; DNA-binding transcription factor activity. NCBI's taxonomy places the organism in Eukaryota, Viridiplantae, Streptophyta, Magnoliopsida, Celastrales, Celastraceae. The transcript has a single exon. Gene Ontology annotation, cellular component: nucleus.